Messenger RNA from Arabidopsis arenosa, 1045 nucleotides. The record is from the annotation of a GenBank genome assembly. Lineage: Eukaryota; Viridiplantae; Streptophyta; Magnoliopsida; Brassicales; Brassicaceae.
GAUAUUAUCAUCAUCACUCUCUGAGAUCGAAGAGAAGAGAAAGAAGAAACUCCAUUGAUGAAAUCUCUAUUGAUGAGAACCGGUUCGAUGCCGGUUCUUCAAAACCGGUUUAUUUCAGGUGGUUCGUCGCGGAAGAUGACGACACCUAUCUCCAGGACCAACUCCGUGGAAUCAUUAUCAAGCUACGGCGAGAGAUUCGCCGGCGGGAAGAUCUCCAUCGAGGUUAAGGCUAAUGUCGGGAUGCGGAGGGUUUUAUCGGAAAGUGAUGUGAUUAGAUCUGAGAGAAUGUUAAAAAAUGUUGGAUCUAAGCCUUCACCGGCGAAAAUCCCGGAGGAUGAUGAAGCUGAGGAGGAAGAAAUUAGCUUUGCAGAUGGUUGGGGGUCUUUGAUCUCCGGUGGUUUACCUGUGGAGGAGCAAGGAUUCUCCGGUGGUGGUGGUGGUGGAUCUGGUUUUAGCGGCGGUUAUGGAAACGGAGGAGGCGGUUAUGAAGAUAAGAGCAAGAUCGGUGAUUAUUAUCGAGAGAUGUUGAAAUCAAAUCCUAAUAAUUCGCUUCUUUUGAUGAAUUACGGCAAGUUUUUGUACGAGGUGGAGAAAGAUGCAGAGAGAGCUGAAGAAUACUAUGGAAGAGCAAUACUGGAGAAUCCAGGAGAUGGAGAAGCUUUGUCCAUGUAUGGAAGAUUGAUAUGGGAGACAAAGAAAGAUGAGAAGAGAGCUCAAGGUUACUUUGAUCAAGCUGUUAAUGCUUCUCCUAAUGAUUGUAUGGUUUUGGGAUCGUAUGCUCAUUUCAUGUGGGAGGCAGAGGAUGAUGAUGAGGAAGAAGAGUUAAUGGCUGCAUCACCAGUCAUGGUUUCUGCAGUUUAGAGAAGAUUAACACGAAGAUGAAGAAGAGUAAUGGAGACUAAGAUUAUGUAUCAAGUAUCAACCUUUUUGUGUAUUUCACUGUCUUUUACUAACUUUUGUUGUAAUAACCUGAAGAGUAAUGAACAUGUAUGUGAAAGAAAACGAAUGUAACCUUAUUAUAAGAGAAUAAAAGUGCUUUUGUAAA